CAUAUUCUCACAUUUGAUUUUGUUUGUCGCAGACUCACUGAUGCACUCAGCCUAACGGACUCAGCUCAUCAGACAUUCCUUUCCUUCAUCUGCCACCUUCUCAACAGCCCAUUUGAGCAACAAUAAAACGUACUCCUACUUCUAUCAAAAACCGAAACAAAAACUACUCCUUGCUUUCCCAAUGGCUUCUACUAAUUCUUCUUGUUUCUCUUCUGCCCAUUUGGCUGCUUCACGUGUCCCUUCGCUUCCUUCUCGUACCCUCACCCCCAGCGCCAACACAAUCUCCUUUUCCUUCCGCUUGCUGCCCAAAACGGCAACUCUCAAGACCCGAAAGGCACCUUUUUCACUUAAGAUACUUUGUAUGCGUGAAUCUAAAGCUGUGGUGGUUACUAAAGACUCAUGGGAGAAGUCAAUUCUAAAAAGUGAUACACCUGUUCUAGUUGAAUUUUAUGCAAGUUGGUGUGGUCCGUGCCGGAUGGUCCAUCGGGUAAUUGAUGAGAUUGCUGGAGAGUAUACUGGGAAACUUAAAUGCUAUAUGCUCAACACAGACUCUGACUUGCAGAUCGCUGAGGACUAUGAAGUCAAGGCUGUUCCUGUUGUGUUGCUGUUUAAGAAUGGAGUAAAACGUGAAACUGUGGUCGGAACCAUGCCUAAGGAUUUCUAUAUUUCUGCUAUAGAGAGGGUUCUGGAAUCAUAAAUGCAACUUGAUGCUUGACUAGAACAUCCAGGAAAUUCGAUUUUUUGUCAUAUGAUACCUUCUUGUUGAUAUUUUGAUUGGUCUCUCAGUUUAUCAAAUGUACAUCCCUUAGAUAAUUAGUUGCUGUUACCACCAGAGGUAAUGGACUAUAGUGGAUUUACCUUUCGGCUUCCCUCUUGUUAUGACUGUAUUUUGUAAGUGGGAACUUAUUUUUUAUCCCUACCAUGCGUAACCCAUAUUCCUAUGCAACAAUGUUCAGCAAAGGCAAUGUUUAAUGGAGCUCUUUACUUCUUAACAAA
Mangifera indica (mango) is the source of this 996-nucleotide messenger RNA. RefSeq names its product thioredoxin M3, chloroplastic. Gene Ontology annotation, cellular component: cytoplasm. Bases 182 to 697 code for a protein of 171 amino acids. NCBI's taxonomy places the organism in Eukaryota, Viridiplantae, Streptophyta, Magnoliopsida, Sapindales, Anacardiaceae. The transcript has 2 exons. The record is from RefSeq and is a predicted model, not a curated record. Gene Ontology annotation, molecular function: protein-disulfide reductase activity; oxidoreductase activity, acting on a sulfur group of donors, disulfide as acceptor.